AUCAAAUAUGUGAUAUUCACAGAUUGCAGGGUAAAUUUUGUGAAACUAACGUAUAAUGUGUGUCAGCCCUGCUGCUGUUCGACCAGAAUCAGAACCCCCCAUCUUCUUAAAUCGCACAAAUCUCAGCAGCUCCGGGGACGAUCGGCGGCUCCUCUGGCAACGUGAGUUUCUGCUGAGUGCUGAAAGGAUGCAGAGCAAGGAAUCCUCCCUCAAUGAAGAAGAAUCAUUUCCCGUUCGAAAGCUAGAGAUUUCAGACAAAAGAAAGGGUUUCAUUGAACUGUUGCAACAACUCACCGUAUGUGAUUCCGUCUCCGACAAAGAAUUCGAAGGAAGAUUUCAAGAGCUCAGUUUAUACGGUGAUGACCAUCUUGUUUGCGUUAUUGAGGAUAAUUGUUAUGGGAAGAUAGUUGCCACUGGAAGCGUGUUCAUUGAAAAGAAGUUCAUAAGGAAUUGUGGCAAAGUUGGGCAUAUUGAAGAUGUUGUAGUUGAUUCGAAUGCUAGGGGAAUGCAGUUGGGAAAGAAAAUUAUAGCGUUCCUUUCGGAUCAUGCUCAAUCGAUGGGUUGUUACAAGGUGAUUCUUGAUUGCAGUACCGACAACAAAGUAUUCUAUGAAAAAUGUGGCUUCAAGCAGAAAGAAAUUCAGAUGGUGAAGUAUUUCACUUGAGGCACUAUUUAUUUUUUAUUUUUAUUUUUUGCUGUCAUCUGGAUUUGAGAUGCAAGUCCAGCAGUAAUUGUGGGUCUAUUUUUACGUGAAGAGUCUCUCUCUCAUCUCUCCCUGGAGUUCAUCUUUUGGAAAUUGCAAUGCAUUGAAAGGGUUGCAAUUUGCUAUUAUUCCUUGGGUAAAUACGGACGAACUAAAUUCGGAGGGUGAAAUAUUUUCACUUGCGGGACUAAA
Rhododendron vialii is the source of this 895-nucleotide messenger RNA. RefSeq names its product glucosamine 6-phosphate N-acetyltransferase. Bases 56 to 664 code for a protein of 202 amino acids. The transcript has 2 exons. The record is from RefSeq and is a predicted model, not a curated record. Lineage: Eukaryota; Viridiplantae; Streptophyta; Magnoliopsida; Ericales; Ericaceae. Gene Ontology annotation, cellular component: endoplasmic reticulum; endoplasmic reticulum-Golgi intermediate compartment; Golgi apparatus. Gene Ontology annotation, biological process: UDP-N-acetylglucosamine biosynthetic process. Gene Ontology annotation, molecular function: glucosamine 6-phosphate N-acetyltransferase activity; monosaccharide binding.